Rotaria sordida is the source of this 167-nucleotide messenger RNA. NCBI's taxonomy places the organism in Eukaryota, Metazoa, Rotifera, Eurotatoria, Philodinida, Philodinidae. The record is from the annotation of a GenBank genome assembly.
AUGGCUUCAUCAUUAUCAUCAUCAUCAAUGACUAUGGACUUCGAACAUUUUGGUCACAAAGUUUAUUCAACUAUUAGUCAAAAUAAAAAUAAUCAAAAUGUAUUUCUUUCACCAGCAAGUAUUGCACUUGCUAUGUCAAUGUGUACAGUUGGUGCUCGACAAGAAAC